AUGUUGGCCUCAUCGCGACCGGAUGGCGCGCUAGUGUGCACACCAAAUCAUACGCAUGUCGCGUUAUCGAAAGAACUGCUCAAAGGUGGUCUGCAUGUAUUGUGCGAAAAGCCGAUCUCUGUCGAUAGUGAAAGCGGUCAGAACCUCAUUGACUGCGCUGGAAGAAGUGGGCUACGUCUCCUGAUCGGUCACCAUCGACGCUUCAACCGGUACGUUGUAGCGGCGAAGAACGCACUUCCAUCGCUGGGCAAGAUUGUUGCCGUCAGCGGACUCUGGACGAUCUAUAAACCACCAGAGUACUUCGAGCCACCCAUGGAAUGGCACCGUGCAGAAACUGCAGGUCCGGUUCUUAUCAAUCUCAUCCAUGAUGUAGACAUCCUGCAAUAUUGGUUUGGACCGAUCACUCGUGUUUUUGCCGAGAAAGCAACCUCCCAAAGGGGCCAUCCUGCGGAAGAAGGGGCUGCAGUUACUCUCAAGUUCGCCAACGGUAUCGUGGGCACAUUCGUGUUGUCGGAUGCUGUAGUGUCACCACACAAUUUUGAGGCCGGUACCGGCGAGAAUCCCACCAUUCCGAAAGAAGGACAUGAUUCGUACAGGAUCUUCGGAUCAAAGGGAAGUCUGAGCUUUCCGGAUAUGACGAAGUGGACGUAUGCGGAGAAGCGUAGCUGGACUGAACCACUUGUGAAUGAGCGCGUUGAUGUGCCAGAUACGAAGGUACCUUUCGAACUGCAAGUCGAACAUUUCGUUCGCGUGAUCAGAGGUGAGGAGGCGCCAAAUUGCUCAGGUAUUGAUGGUCUUCGGGCAGUCAAGGUAUGCGAAGCCAUUAAGCGAUCGAUAGCCAACGGAUGUCCGGUAGACAUCCCGAUGGAAGCAUAA
This is a messenger RNA of Didymosphaeria variabile, 876 nucleotides long. RefSeq lists its product as uncharacterized. The record is from RefSeq and is a predicted model, not a curated record. The transcript is spliced from 2 exons. Lineage: Eukaryota; Fungi; Ascomycota; Dothideomycetes; Pleosporales; Didymosphaeriaceae. Gene Ontology annotation, molecular function: nucleotide binding. Bases 1 to 876 code for a protein of 291 amino acids.